AUUGGUCACGUUUAACGCUCUUCUUAGUGACUUAGCAUAAGGUGCAGAAAAUUUAAUUAAAAGGGCAGCUGACAAGUUGGUUAUAGUUUGGUUACAAUGUUUCGACUACAUAAACGAUCGUUAGAAAAUCUGAAAGUGCAAUUAUCAAAAUCGAAAGGAAUUCUGAGCAGCCUUGGUUCUAGUUUAUCGCAGCGGAAUUUGUCUUCUGGAACGAAACUACCGGAGAGUGCUGAUGUCGUAAUAAUUGGUGGAGGUUCUGCCGGGUGCAAUACAUUGUACCAGUUGACGCAACGAGGUAUACGAGCGGUUUUGCUGGAGAAAGCCAAGCUAACUGCUGGUACAACCUGGCAUACCUCAGGAUUAGUGUGGAGUUUGCGUCCCAAUGAUGUAGAAAUCAAUUUAUUGGCAUCUACACGAAAUCUCCUGAUGACCUUAGAAGAAAUAUCUGGACAUAAUUCUGGAUGGAUUAACAAUGGAGGAUUGUUUAUUUCACACUCCGAAGAAAGACUUCAAGAGUAUAAGCGUUUAUCAACGCUUGGAAAAUGUUUCGGAGUUGAAAGUCAAAUAUUGACCCCCGAUGAAGCGCAGAAACUAUUUCCAGCUUUAGACACAGCAGCAUUUACCGGUGCAUUGUAUUCGCCUGCCGAUGGGGUAGUAGAUCCUGCCAUGAUGUGCACCGCCCUGACAAGGGCAGCAACCGCAAACGGUGGAGUAAUAGUAGAAGAUUGCCUAGCCAGCAAGAUUGUGACAGGGGAAAAUCUUUUCGGUAUAAAAGAUGUCAGGGGCGUUGAAACCAACAAAGGCAUAAUACGUACUAAUACAAUUGUUAACGCCACCGGCGUUUGGGGCAAGGAUUUAAUUGAACCUCUCGGGGUUUAUUUGCCUUUGAUUCCUAUGAAACAUGCCUACGUCAUUUCUGAGACAAUGGACAACAUCCAUCAACAAAUACCUAAUAUUCGUGAUCACGACUAUUCCAUAUAUUUCCGCAUUCAGGGAAAAUCAAUUUCUAUGGGUGGUUACGAAAACAAUCCGGUCUUACUGGAUAAGGUCCCAACUGAUUUCCACUUCGGCCUGUACGAUCUAGAUUUUACCAUUUUUGAUACCCAUAUACAAGGAGCGGUCAAGCUUUGCCCGGAUUUCGGUAAAGCAGGAAUUAAGAGUACCGUUUGUGGGCCUGAAUCGUUUACUCCUGAUCACAAACCGCUGAUGGGACCAGACCCGAUCGUUAACGGGUUGUUCCAUAAUUGUGGAUAUAACUCGGCCGGUAUGAUGUUAGGAGCUGGAUGUGCUGAACAGCUAGCGCAGUGGAUUAUAAAUGAUAGGCCCGAUUUGCACAUGUUCGCCUACGAUGUUCGACGUUUCAGUCCCAAGCAGAGGAAAGCGCUUAAUUGGGCGACGGAAAGGAGCCAUGAAGCUUACGCAAAGAAUUACAGCAUUGUCUUUCCUUAUGAUCAACCACUUGCCGGUAGAAAUUUCACAGUUGAUCCGUUCCAUAAGCAAAUGAUUCAGUAUGGUGCUGUGAUGGAAGAAAAGCACGGUUGGGAGAGACCUGGUUACUUCCUUUCCGAAGAUACAGUAGUUGUACAACCGUACGAUUGGUACGGAUAUUAUGAUUACCCGAAGAAUACCAACACGAACUACGAGGAGACAUUGAAAAAAGAUUACACAUUUGGUUUUCCCCAGCAUCACGAUUUGAUUGGUGAGGAAGCUCUCACCUGUCGCAAUGAUGCGACCCUCUUCAACCUGAGCUACUUCUGCAAACUUUUCCUUACCGGUAGCCAAGCAAAAGAAGCUGCUGAGUGGAUCUUUACAGCAGAUUUGAACAAACCUGUCAAUAAGACUAUAUACACUUGCGCUUUAAAUAAACGCGGGGGUGUUGAGUCAGAUGUUACGGUCAGCAUUGUCGAGUCAGGACAAGGAGAACUUCACGAUCCUAUUUUCAAAGGUCGUGGAUAUUACAUCGUGGCCGGGGGAGCUUCUGCGUACCACACCAAGUCACACAUUUGGGCAGCUAUCCAGGAUAAAGCGCUGAGAGCAGUUGUUUCCGAUCACACCGAUGAGCUUGGAGUUCUUUCUAUACAAGGACCAAAAAGUCGUGAAAUUUUACAGAAAAUUACAGACUUUGAUCUAAGUGACAAUGAGCGAUUGCCACCGAACUCCAACGCAGUGUUAAGCAUAAAAAUCAAUCCGUUCUACUCAUGCAGUGUUAGAGUUUUGCGGGUUAGUUUCGUUGGAGAACUCGGCUAUGAGCUCCAUAUUCCCGCAGAAAACUGCAAUGACGUGUAUAACGCGUUGAUGAAGGCCGGCUAUAAAGAUGGAUUGCGAAAUGCGGGUUUUCGUGCACUAUAUUCCCUUAGCAGCGAAAAAGGUUACCACCUGUGGGGAAAUGAUCUACGCUCGGACGAUACACCAGUCGAGGCAAAUCUUGAAUUCACAUGCCGGAAACGUGGUGAUUACCAAGGUCGGGUGGUCGUCGAUAGGCAGUUGCAGAAUGGUGUCAACAGAAAGCUGGCAUUUUUCACCCUCAACGAACAGGUUCCGAUUUGGGGAUUAGAAGCUGUUUACCGGAACGGUGAAGUGAUAAGCCAUCUGCGAAGAGGUGAGUACGCCUAUACAUUACAUAAACCGAUCGGCCAAGCAUAUAUAACAAGAAAGGAUGGAGAUUUUGUAACAAAUGAGUACAUCAAAAGCGGCCGAUACCAGAUCGAGGUUAUGGGCAAACUGUACAACGCGGAGUGCCACCUCAGAAGUCCAUUUGACCCGAAGGGCGAACGGAUACUAGGCAUUUAUAAAUAAAUUUUA
Sabethes cyaneus is the source of this 2802-nucleotide messenger RNA. RefSeq names its product sarcosine dehydrogenase, mitochondrial (gene Sardh). Lineage: Eukaryota; Metazoa; Arthropoda; Insecta; Diptera; Culicidae. Gene Ontology annotation, cellular component: mitochondrion. Bases 97 to 2796 code for a protein of 899 amino acids. The record is from RefSeq and is a predicted model, not a curated record. The transcript has 7 exons. Gene Ontology annotation, molecular function: oxidoreductase activity; protein binding.